This is a messenger RNA of Paramecium sonneborni, 442 nucleotides long. The record is from the annotation of a GenBank genome assembly. Lineage: Eukaryota; Ciliophora; Oligohymenophorea; Peniculida; Parameciidae.
AUGAAUAAUUUAAAAAUCCAAGCCAUUCGUUUGUAGAUUGAAAAAAUAGUUCAUCUUGAUCCAAUCCUUCAAUCACUUCUCAAUUCUAAAUCGAAUCAUAAAAAUUAUUCACGUUCUCUUUUCAAGAAUUAGUUGAAUAGAUCAUAUGUAAACAAAAACAAUAGGAUUUUGAAUAACAACAAAGAUCUAAAAGGAUUCUAUAAUUGGAGAUACAAGUAUAAAAUACAAACGAUUGAUGUCUUGUGGAACCAAUUAAUUAAAAUGCAUAAAUUUGUAAUAAAAAGAAGAUUUAGAAAAGUUAAUGUACUUGUUACUUACAUACUUUCUAUGUAAUCCAGUAAGAAGAAAAAUGUAGAGAUUCUCAGGACCUCCCAUUUCCAAAUUUCGCAGUAGAAAUAUACUUGAUAGAUUACCAUAAAAUUAUAAAUAGAAAAAGCUAAUA